Aureobasidium musti is the source of this 978-nucleotide messenger RNA. NCBI's taxonomy places the organism in Eukaryota, Fungi, Ascomycota, Dothideomycetes, Dothideales, Saccotheciaceae. The record is from the annotation of a GenBank genome assembly.
AUCGGUACAGACGAUGCCGCCACUGUCCUGGAUCAAUUUUGUCACGAUGUUGCCAACUUGCCCGCCGAGAUAGCACAUUUACUGGAAGAGAUCCAGGCCAAAGACCAACACAUCCAAGAAUUACGCGAAGUCAUUAAUACACGUGACAAAUCUAUCCAAAAUUUCGUCAGAGCCCAGGGCGGUCAUGUCAAGAAUCCCAAGGAAGAAGGUCUCACCAAAGUCAUCAUGGCAAACUUUGAUCGUAUUGAAAUUCUGCAAGCUGAGAAGCUGGGUCUGAGCGAGAAGGCCAUGAGACUGUUACGCGAUCUUGUCAACAGUGAACAGAUGCCUCCAGAUCCGACGUUGCCAUCUCUAUUGCAGCCCGAAGCUGGAAGCCUUGCUACAACCAACACUCCAUCCGCUGCUGCCGCUAUCAAUUCGGCUCAAUCUGGUGGCGCGCCUAACGUUGCCAAUGCUGCCAUUGCCCGCUUACAUGCUGUCAACCAAAGAACAUCAUCACCAUUAAAUGCUCAAAAUGCUUUACUCAACCAAGCACAUCUGAACAGCCCAUCAGCUAGAUCACAACGAGAAAGCAGUGCCGAUGCCUCAAAACGUCGUCGUUUGAACACUUCUAUGUCUGGCAACGUCCCUACUACUGCUUCAUCUCUCAGACAGUCGUCACUUGGUCCAACCUCUGGUACUCCAAAAGCCGGCACACCUAUUCCAAGCUCGAGUCGUGCUGGAUCUGCUCAACCUAACAAGAAAGCACCCCACAACAAGAAAAUUGCGCCACAUCAAGCAUCUGCCCCUGGUUCUAAUAGGAAGCGCAUCAGGUCUGGCAAUGCAGCGCUGAAGAAAGGAGAUCGCAAACGUCACCUCACAUCACCAACACCUUCCUCUUCGCGAGGCAGUUCCGACCCCAUCAACUCUGCCUCUUGGAACGGAUGGUACUGUAGAAUCACGGUCGCGGCUACGCGGCACCCGNGCCUCUGCAGCAUC